AGACAAGUAGACACUGGACAGACAACACGCUCGACUGUCUUUUACUUCACUACCAACUUCACAUCUUUCUCCUCUUGUUCCAUCAACCAACUCCAUCUCAUUGUUUGAUCCGUAGAUCUCUCUCACGCGUUGCAUUUGUUCUUCUAAGCAAAUCGAUCUCUUUUCCAUGGUGUCCGUAACCGUUUUCCGCUCAUUUCACGGUGCCAUUGAUAGCAUUACCCACCUGCAAUCCUUAUCUGAGAGGCCUGGGGCAGUUCCUAUUUACAAUGCCAAUGCAAAGAAAUUAUCAUUCGCCCAGGGCUUGGCCCUAGGUUCAAGGAUCACUUCAGCCAAUGAAAAACGGGCUUUUGUACCAUGUCUUAAAGCCUCGGAAAGUACAACAGAAAUCACAUCUGUUGUUUAUUUAGAUGGCAAAUCGCAAGAGCCAUUGGAAAAGAGAAGUUUGCAGAGUACAACCUUCCCUAAUGGAUUUGAGGCAUUGGUCCUCGAAGUCUGUGACGAGACAAAUGUUGCAGAAUUAAAACUUAAGGUUGGAGACUUUGAGAUGCAUCUGAAGCGAAAUAUUGACACAACAAAACAUACAACACCUAUUAUUUCUCCAACACCCCCACAUCUUUCAAGUGAACCGAUGGUCAAAGCAACUCCUGUUGCCCCACCAUCAUCAUCACCAAAAUCAUCUUCUGAAACUGCCAGUCCAUUUAAAAAUAAAUCUAGCACAAAGUCAUCAAAAUUAGCAGCCUUGGAAGCUUCUGGAGCAAAUUCUUAUGUUCUAGUAUCGUCUCCAAAGGUCGGGUCAUUCCGACGGGGAAAAACAGUGAAGGGGAAAAAGCAGCCUCCUAUUUGUAAAGAGGGUGAUGUAAUCAAAGAAGGGCAGACAAUAGGAUAUUUGAAUCAGUUUGGCAGUGAGCUUCCAGUUAUGUCGGAUGUGGCUGGGGAGGUACUCAAAUUUUUAUACAAUGAUGGUGAUGCAGUUGGUUAUGGGGACCCUCUUGUUGCAAUAUUGCCAUCGUUCCAUGAUAUUAAUAUUAAUUAAGUGCCAUCCUCUUAUCUGCUUUCUAAUUUCUACAUUUAUCCAUGGGUCAUAGUAUACUGGGUUAUCAAUUACUGUAACCCUUUUUUCUUAUUUUUCCUUUUGCCUUGGACAAUUAGAGACGGGAGGUGCACCUGGUGGAUUUUACUAGCAGUUUCUUCCGUUGAUCAUUUUUUAUUUUUGGGAUUAGUUUAAAGUAAUAUACUUUGGUGAUGCUAUGUUGUUUGACUUCAUUGGACGUUUUUCAGUAUUGUUUGUUUAA
Messenger RNA from Nelumbo nucifera (sacred lotus), 1292 nucleotides. RefSeq names its product biotin/lipoyl attachment domain-containing protein. NCBI's taxonomy places the organism in Eukaryota, Viridiplantae, Streptophyta, Magnoliopsida, Proteales, Nelumbonaceae. The record is from RefSeq and is a predicted model, not a curated record.